Messenger RNA from Eimeria maxima, 963 nucleotides. RefSeq names its product helix-hairpin-helix motif-containing protein, putative. The transcript is spliced from 2 exons. The record is from RefSeq and is a predicted model, not a curated record. NCBI's taxonomy places the organism in Eukaryota, Apicomplexa, Conoidasida, Eucoccidiorida, Eimeriidae. Bases 1 to 963 code for a protein of 320 amino acids.
AUGGUUACUGCAAAAGGGCAAAUGAAGGGAGAAGUUGCUAUAGAAGCUGCAGCAGAAGCAACAGCAGCAACAGCAGCAGCAGCAGAAGCAGCAACAGCAGCAACCACAGCAGCAGCAGCAAGAAGGGGGCCCCGUAGGGGGCCCCCCAGUGCAGCAGCAGCAUCGCCAAGGGUUACGAAGAAAGCAAAGGCAGAAUCUUUGCCUCCUGUUAACAAUGACUGUGACGCAUGCAGGAAGCUGCUGCUGCAGCAGCAGCAGCAGCCGCAGCAGCAGCAGCAGCAGCAGCAAAGUGCUUCUCCUGCUGCAGAUCAUUCACAGGGGAAGGAAGCUACAGGAGUAAAGGAAGACCCCCAUGCUUCUGGCACAGCAGCAGCAGCAGCAGCAGAAGCAGCAGCAGCAGAAGCAGCAGCAGCACCUGCUGCAACUACAGCAGCAAGCGAAUCGUCAGCAGCAACAGCAGCAGCAGGAGAAGCAGCAGGAGCAGCAGACGCAGUAGCAGGAGCAGCAGCAGAUGAUGAACACUUUGACCUAGAGAGGAAGCAGCAGCAGCAGCAGCAGCAGAAGCAAAAGCAGCAGCAGCCAACUAUCUUUUCCUUCUUCAAGGCUAAACCAAGUGAGAAGGAAAAGACCCCCGUAGCCAGCAGCAGCAGCAACAGCAGCAGCAACAGCAACAGCAGCAACUGCAGCAGCAGCAGCAGCAGCAACUGUAAGAAAGAGGUGGUGAUUCUCUCUGAAGACGAGGAAGACACCACAGCAGCAGCAGCAUCACAACCACCACCAUCACCACCCCCACCAUCAGCAGCAGCAGCACCACCAGCACCAGCAGCAGCAGCAGCAGCAGCAGCAGCAGCAGCAGCAGCAGCAGCAGCAGUACCUCGUAGUGGCUACGGUGUAUGGGUGAGCGAAGUGAUGUUACAACAAACACAAGUCAAGACUGCCAUCAAUUAUUAUUUAUUAUGGUAA